AUGUCAUACCCACCAGGAAAAGUCAAGAAGAGCUGUGAAGUCGAGAAGAACUGUGACAUCCUUGUUAUUGACGAGGAUACUACUGCUCACAUCACUCAAAUCAAGGCGCGCCCUGGGGGUGUUGCAUUUGAGGUUGCAAAUAAUUCUGACCCAAUCACAGAUGUAGAAGCAGAUGUCAAAGUCAGCAAAGGGGGCGUGGCAUUCGAGAUCACAACGGACCAUGAUUAUCUAGCUCCUUCUGCAGAUAGCGAACCAUCAGAGAUGUCUUUGCCCGGUCCACCGAUCACAACCAUGAGCUGCACACGUCACGCAAAGGAAGGCAUGGCCUUUGAGAUCGACUUCAGCGAUAACGAAGAGCAGAAUCAACAACUAAAGACUCUCAGCAAAGUGACAUCAAUCAUUGCCAAGGAGGGGUGGAGCGAACGUGACGUCAUCAACGAAACUGAUGACGUCUGGGUGGCCAACAAAGUUCUUGCAAUGAAUGACAAUGCAAAGAGGAGCGAGAAACAUUUGGCUUCUAUGAAGAAGGCUGAGGAAGAAUUCGACCUGAUGACAGCCACUAUGACAGAGAGAGCCCUUGACAGCUUCCACUACAUCCUGGUGAAGGAGACCUGUACUGAGCAAAGUCUUCUCAGGAGGGCUCAAUUCAAGGCCUGGCAGAAGAAGAUGAUGCAGUAG
This is a messenger RNA of Lytechinus pictus (painted urchin), 678 nucleotides long. RefSeq lists its product as uncharacterized. Bases 1 to 678 code for a protein of 225 amino acids. The transcript has 3 exons. Lineage: Eukaryota; Metazoa; Echinodermata; Echinoidea; Temnopleuroida; Toxopneustidae. The record is from RefSeq and is a predicted model, not a curated record.